Messenger RNA from Labeo rohita (rohu), 1820 nucleotides. It is a transcript of the gene pofut1, whose product is annotated as protein O-fucosyltransferase 1. Gene Ontology annotation, biological process: protein O-linked glycosylation via fucose; Notch signaling pathway; regulation of Notch signaling pathway. Gene Ontology annotation, molecular function: peptide-O-fucosyltransferase activity. Gene Ontology annotation, cellular component: endoplasmic reticulum. The transcript is spliced from 7 exons. The record is from RefSeq and is a predicted model, not a curated record. The coding region runs from base 48 to 1235 and encodes 395 amino acids. Lineage: Eukaryota; Metazoa; Chordata; Actinopteri; Cypriniformes; Cyprinidae.
GUUAACGUUCUCGUCGCAGUGCAUUGUGGGAAAGCGAAUGAUCAGCGAUGGCGGAGAGACCCAAGCAUCUGAAACUUUUCAUUGCAACUUAUUUACAUGUAGUAUUCCUUUCGCUGCACGUGUUUAUCGACGCUACAGACGUGACGUGGGAUGAAAACGGAUACAUUCUGUACUGCCCGUGCAUGGGUCGGUUUGGAAACCAAGUGGAUCAUUUUCUUGGGUCGCUGGCUUUUGCUAAAAUGCUGAACCGAACACUCGCGGUUCCGCCGUGGAUUAUUUACCGCCACCACACGCCACCUUUUAAAAAUGUGCAUGUGCCUUAUAGUGAGUUUUUCCAAUUGGAGCCAGUGAAGCAGUACCACCGUGUGGUGAGUCUAGAGGACUUCAUGGAGCAUUUGGCUCCUAAGCACUGGCCUCCUGGUCAGAGAGUGGCCUACUGCUUUGAGUCUUCAGCUCACCGGAGCGUGGACAAAAAGACCUGUCCAAUGAAGGACGGAAAUCCAUUCGGUCCAUUUUGGGACCAUAUCGGAGUCGAAUUUGAUCGCUCUGUUCUUUUCGGAGGAUUGUCUUUCAGCUCCUACUACCAUCCGCACUGGGUAAAGAAGUUUCCCCCAAAAGAGCAUCCAGUUCUCGCUCUUCCAGGAGCCCCAGCGCAGUUCCCAGUUCUGGAAGAGCACAUUGGACUGCAGGAGUAUGUGGUGUGGUCUAAAAAAAUGGUACAGGAAGGAGAAGGCCACAUCAGAAGCCUGUUAAACAGACCUUACGUAGGAAUUCAUCUGAGAAUUGGCUCAGAUUGGCAAAAUGCCUGCAAGCUUUUGAAGAUGGGUGAGACUGGUCCUCACUUCAUGGCUUCUCCACAGUGUGUGGGAUACGACCGUCAAACUGCCCUGCCGCUGACCAUGACCAUGUGUUUGCCGGAUCUGUCUGAGAUCCGCCGUGCGGUGAAGCUCUGGGUGAAGAACACUAACGCUCAGUCAGUUUACAUAGCCACCGACUCAGAAUCGCACACCGCGGAGAUUCAGAAACUCUUCAAGGGCAAGGUGAAGGUUGUGAGCUUGCAGCCGGACACUGCUCAGAUUGACCUGUAUAUCCUCAGCCAAGCCGAUCACUUCAUCGGCAACUGUGUUUCAUCCUUCUCAGCCUUUGUAAAAAGGGAGAGAGAUGUUCACGGGAGACCCUCGUCAUUCUUUGGAAUGGACUACCCAGGAAAAAGGAAAGGAAAAGAGGAACUCUAAUGAAACAUAGAAGUUACGUUUUUGUAACUGUAAAGGAUGGUUGAAGUUUUGCAUGUUUCAGGUGUCUGAUCAAGAAAAUUUAGAUAUAGGCUUCUAGUAAUUAAUUAAAGGGAAAACAAGAAGGUUAGUUCCUUAAUUUCUCUGGAUGCUGCAUUUCUCCCAUGUUGCACUACUACAUGUACUGUGAGCAACUAUGAUAUCAUUAUAUCACUGAUAAUUUUGUACUGGAAUGUUUGUAUUGACUCAUUUGCAUGUAAAAAUUGCCCCCUGUGAGGGUUAAGUAAUUAUAGUAGAGAGACAAGUCAGAAUCAGUCUUAGUGGUUGGAAAUUGCACUUUUUAUAGUUGAACGCCUUUUAAAAUCUCCAGAGGCAUCCAGAUAUGCAGUGCUCUAGUCAUUGCUGAAAAUGAACACGUGUCACUGUAGGAAAAUAAUGUAUGUUAAAGAUUUUCUGAUGUUUUUGAAAGUCAGUGUCAAACCAAGUAGUAGAAAUGUUUUAUAAAUGUUUUAAGAUGUACUUAUUAGUAAUUUUGUACAACUUUAAAUGACAUUCCUCCAGGUAGUUUUCAAUAAAAUAUAUAAGCAG